UCGCAGACUUCCCAGGGCACCGCCAGCGCUGCGGGGCUCGAGUAGUAGUUUCCGCGUGAUGGCGCGUAAACUGAUACACCGCAGGCACUGCCAGGAACGCAGGAGCGUUCUAUGGAAUUUACUAAACAAGCAUUUGUUGUUGCUGUCUUGUAUAUAUGAAGAUUAUAUGUGACUGAUCAAACAGAUUAAUUACUAUUACCGACAUCAUACUUUCUCAAAAAUCAAGCUAAGUAAAUUGAGAACGUUGAGUGUAGACAGGGCUCCUCCUCUCUUGAGCUGUAGAGACUGUACCAUUCUAGGUUUCAACAUUUUUUUCUUUAAGCUUAAUCUUUCAGAUUUCUAGGGACAUUAUCUUCAGAAUUUAUAGAAAAGUAACUUAAAAGUAAAAUCUGAUGCUGUAUGAAGGUAGAAGACGAGAGUGGAAAUAACUUCAGGCUAGAAAAGAUCUGGUCUUGUCCAGGUUUACUUGUUUGAAUUUGGUCAACUAUCUCUGCCCCUGUUUUCAUGUCUGUAAAAAAUGAGACAGACUUAGAUAAACAGUGGUGUCUGUUUGAACAUUAAGAUAUUGUGAAGGUAGAAGAAUCUUAAGUGAAUCCUGAAACAAGGCAGAAGUGCCAAAGACACUGUUUUGGCUGACUGUACAUAGAGGGAGUAGAUGAAAAUCAUGGGAAGGGUAGGUUAGCCCCAGGUGAUGUAGGACUUUGGAUGGAAUUUGAACUUAUUCUGGAGCAAUGAAUAGAUGAGGUUUUUGAGAUUAGGGAAUGCAGUAACUACAGUUUUGAAAGGUUAAGGGAAUAUGGUAAUCAGAGUUUUGAAAGACUACCCAAACAGCAGUUGGUAGGAUGACUUAGAGAAGGGAGAAAUUGUGUAGUUUAGGUAAGUGACAGCCUAAAUGAGAGCGUAAAUUAACAGUGGCAGUGAAUGGAAAGAAAGGGAAAAGAUUCAAGAAAUCUGUGCAGCAUGGAGUUUGUGCUUAAGUUUGGCAUUGCUCAAAAUUUUGCAGCUCUUGCCUCCAGAAUAUGGCAAGUCACCUUGUAAAACCUGAUACUAGAAAUUGCAAGAGACCAAGAGAGUUGGAGCCUCAAAUGCCAGAUAGUCCACAACUGUCCUCUCUUGGAAAAUCUGAUUCCUCUUUCUCUGAAAGCUCUGGACUAUUUUAUAAAGAUGAAACCCUGGAGAAAGAUUUGAAUGAUAUGAGCAAGGAAAUUAAUUUAAUGUUGUCUACAUAUGCAAAGAUCUUAAGUGAGAGAGCAGCAGUUGAUGCUUCUUACAUUGAUGAGAUAGAUGGACUCUUCAAAGAAGCCAAUACUAUUGAAAACUUUCUAAUACAAAAAAGAGAGCUCCUGAGACAGAGGUUUACAGUGAUUGCAAACACACUGCACAGAUAAAAUUGUGUACUUAAAAUAAGCUGAGAAUUUAAACCUAUUAUUGUUGUAAGGAAAGAAUGACAUUUAUGCUCUGAAAGCUCUCUAGUUGUUAAAGAUAAUGUAUACCUUAAACAUAGAAGGUGAAACUCCUUGAAUUUCUUUUCUAGAUUUAAUGGGGGCUUUAAACUGGAUAUUAAUAUGGAGUAUGUAGCUUUUCUUUUGAGGGUCAAAUAUUUAGUGUAGUUUAUAAAAGUGUAAAUUAUUAAAAUUAUAUACGGAUUCUUUUCUUUCUAUUUUUAAAACCCCCUAGCCUUCAACUUCUAAAAGAGGACUCAAAGAGUUAAUUUGAUAAUGUUUAACAGUAUUGUACUUUUUUUUGGAAUAUUUUAUUUAAAUAGCAGUUAGCUUUGGAGAUAGUUUUAAAAUGCUUUUCAUAGUCAGUAUUAUAAAAAAUUAAAACCUCAAGGUAAUUUGUCCAAUUUCUCAAUAUGUAAUAAACUGUGUACUCUUGCUAUUUAAUAUAAUCAUUUGAUUAUUUUCACUAUUAUAUAUGAUUAAUAAAAGUUUUUUGUUUAAAGUUA
Messenger RNA from Miniopterus natalensis, 1948 nucleotides. It is a transcript of the gene TEX12, whose product is annotated as testis expressed 12. Gene Ontology annotation, cellular component: central element. NCBI's taxonomy places the organism in Eukaryota, Metazoa, Chordata, Mammalia, Chiroptera, Miniopteridae. Gene Ontology annotation, biological process: synaptonemal complex assembly. The record is from RefSeq and is a predicted model, not a curated record.